AAGAUCGUUGUGUGCCAAAUUCAAACUGAACUCUUCAUUGAAUUGUAUAACCCACAUAGUUAUUUUGUUUGCGGAUCACUGUUUAUCGGUUAUCGAUCGCGGUGGAUUGAAAAGAUUCAAAUCAUGAAUGGUGGAGUGCUGCACUGGAGUUAUCGCGACUUCAGGCAGAUGCCGGAAGAACUACGCACUUGCAGCGAUCAGGUUCAGGAGGUGUACCUCAAGGAAAACUUCAUUCCCUCCAUACCGGCGUGGUUCUGCGACGAAAUGUGUAGUUUGAAAUUUGUUUGUCUCGCGGGCAAUUUGAUUACAGUAGUACCAGAGCAAAUAUCGCAAUUAAAACAUCUGGAAUCACUAAACUUGUCGCAAAACUCGAUUGAAGUACUGCCGAAAAGUAUAGGAAAAUUACGUAACAUGUACAGCUUGAAAAUGGGCGAAAACAAACUGACUCGAUUACCCAAAGAAAUUGGUGAUUUGAAAAACUUAGAGACUCUAGAGUUGUCCAAAAAUAGGCUUACCGAAAUUCCCAUUGAAUUGGCGGACUGUUCUAAACUCAAAGAUUUAAUUCUGGAUGACAACUAUUUAUUGUGCCGCAUUCCGACAAAAGUGUUUUUGAUGCCUCAAUUGAAUUUCGUUUCGGCCGAAAGAUGUAACUUGGUGUUGUUACCCUUUAUGUUAAACACGUCUAUCUUGGAGCAUGUGAGGGUUUUCAAUAACUACACACUUUCACACUAUCCCAUUAUUCUUGAGAAGUUUAUGCAACCCACUUACGACGUAUUCACUGCCGUCGAACCAAAAAGAAUUCCAAAUAAUUGCUACUACCAGAGGGUGAGCUGUAACGCUGUGACUCAUAAUCUGAUCUUUCCUAUCGAGUUGACAAACAUUCUUGAUCGCCGGAUAUUCCACCCAACUCCGAAUUCACUGGUUGAAAUGUGUUUGCGAAAAUGCAACUCUACUAAACUGAUUGAUGCAGUUCGACUGAAUAACUGGCUUCCGCUUGGUUUGAGUCGAAUGCUUCGGAACGGCCCUUUGGCAAUUUGUGGCAGCGUUCCCUGCUCCAAGGCAGUAUUUGGUGAAUGUUUCCUUGGAUUGGUAAAAAGGUAA
Molecule: messenger RNA, 1101 nt
Organism: Armigeres subalbatus
Lineage: Eukaryota; Metazoa; Arthropoda; Insecta; Diptera; Culicidae
Product: leucine-rich repeat-containing protein 28
Exons: 3
Coding region: 124-1101 (325 amino acids)
Molecular function (GO): protein binding
Source: RefSeq, a predicted model, not a curated record